GCGGAGCCGGAGCGCGGCCUGUGUGUGGGUUCCGGGUGCCCCGGCCUCCAGGCUGUGCCCCCGGGGGGCACAGAGAACAGGUGCUCAGCGGCCCUCGGUGCUCCCUCCUCGUAGCUAGUAAUUCUCUAGCCAGUAAGCUAUUCAGAAUUUACUUGAAGGGCCUUGAACUCGCUUUUCCUUGGUUUUUGCCUAGUUUAGUUGUUUUAGAAAUUGCAUUUUUGAGGUCCUUUAAUGAGCAAGCACGAGGCCGGGGCCCUGGGCGGUGGGUCCCGAAGGUGCCGUGUCGCGGUGGCUUUCGGUUCGGGAUGUCAGCUGGUGCCCGGGGGCCGGCCGACGCCAUCUGGGCAAUUCCACCCCCGCUCUGGCGGCGGUAACCUGUGGCGCCCUCUCUCUCUCCCGGCCCCGCCCCAGGUAAAUCCACUUGGACGUUUGUGGGUGCGGUGCUGCCCCCCACCCGUGAUGUCCCUCCGGCGCCUGCUGUGUGCUGCGGCCUCCCGGCGGCCAGCUCCCGUGAGAUGCAGACGAGGCAGCCCCCUGCACACGGCCCCGGCGGCCUGUUCGGACAGGAGUGCCCCCGUGUUCAGCCGGGCCCUGGCCUUCGGGGACCGGAUUGCCCUCGUUGACCAGCACGGCCGCCACACGUACAAGGACCUCUACCACCACAGCCUCCGCCUGUCCCGGGAGCUGUGCCGGGUCCUCGGGUGUGCCGGCGGGGACCUCCAGGAGGAGAGGGUCUCCUUCAUGUGCUCCAACGACGUCUCCUACGUGGUCGCGCAGUGGGCCUCGUGGAUGAGCGGGGGCGUCGCUGUCCCCCUCUACAGGAAGCACCCGCAGGCCGAGCUGGAGUAUGUCAUCCGGGACUCCCGGAGCUCCGUGGUCCUUGCCGGCCAGGAGUACGUGGAGCUGCUGGGCCCGGUGGUCGGGAGGCUGGGGGUCCCACUGCUGCCCCUCCCGCCCACGGUCUACGGUGCGGCGGCCGAGGCGCCCGGGGAGUGGCGGGUGCCGGAGCAGAACUGGAGAGACCGAGGCGCCAUGAUCAUCUACACCAGCGGGACCACAGGGAGGCCCAAGGGCGUCCUGAGCACCCAUCACAACAUCAGGGCCAUGGUGACGGGGCUGGUCCACAAGUGGGCGUGGACUAAGGACGACGUGAUCCUUCACAGUCUCCCGCUCCACCACGUGCACGGCGUGGUCAACAAGCUGCUGUGUCCCCUCUGGGUGGGCGCCACCUGUGUGAUGCUGCCCGAGUUCAGCGCAGAGCUGGUUUGGGAAAAGCUCUUAAGUUCUGAAGCUCCACGAAUUAACGUAUUUAUGGCGGUGCCUACAAUAUAUGCCAAGUUGAUGGAUUAUUAUGACAAACAUUUCACUCAGCCUCACGUCCAGGAUUUUGUACGUGCGGUCUGUGAGGAGAAAAUUAGGUUGAUGGUUUCGGGGUCCGCUGCCCUGCCCCUGCCUGUGCUGGAGAAGUGGCAAAGGGUCACCGGCCACACUCUGCUGGAGCGGUAUGGGAUGACGGAGAUCGGCAUGGCCCUGUCCAACCCCCUGACCACGGCUCGCACGCCAGGUUCCGUGGGGACCCCGCUGCCAGGUGUGGAGGUACGCAUUGUCUCAGAAAACCCCAAGAAGGAGGGCUAUCCCUACGUGCUCCACGCGGAAGGAAAUGAGAAGGAGACAAAGGUGACCCCAGGGUUCACGGAGAAGGAAGGAGAGCUCUUGGUCAGGGGGCCGUCCGUGUUCCGUGAAUACUGGGACAAACCAGAAGAAACCAGAAAUGCCUUCACCUGCGACGGCUGGUUCAAGACAGGCGACACAGCCGUGUUCAAGGACGGCAGGUACUGGAUCCGGGGUCGCACGUCCGUAGACAUCAUCAAGAGCGGUGGCUACAAGAUCAGCGCCCUGGAGGUGGAGCGGCUCCUGCUGGCGCACCCCAGCAUCACAGAUGUGGCUGUGAUUGGAGUUCCAGACAUGACAUGGGGCCAGCGGGUCACCGCAGUGGUGACCCUUCAGGAGGGACACUCACUGUCCCACAGGGAGCUCAAAGAAUGGGCAAGGGGCGUCCUGGCCCCGUACGCCGUGCCCUCUGAGCUGCUGCUGGUGGAGGAGAUCCCACGGAACCAGAUGGGGAAGGUCAACAAGAGAGAUCUCAUCAGGCAGUUCUACCCGAGUGACCAGGGUGCCCCGAGGCCAGGCACCGGUGAGCCAGCGUCCCCUGUAAACUAGAACCCCCCCAGAUCAGAGGGAACAGUGCCGGGGCUAGCAGAAAUGAGAUCACAGUGCUGAUUUUCGGAUCCGACGUGACCCCCUGUCGCCUCUGCUGCGUCCUCACAGCCACACCCGCACCGAGCGUAGCUCCCUGUGCUGCCGUCUGCUGGGCGGGUCCCCGCAGCGUCCAGCGGCACGCCCCAGGGCAGCGGGCCUCCAAGCAAAAUUCAGUAAAGUCUGUGCAAAGACAA
Leopardus geoffroyi (Geoffroy's cat) is the source of this 2453-nucleotide messenger RNA. RefSeq names its product acyl-CoA synthetase family member 3 (gene ACSF3). Bases 232 to 2220 code for a protein of 662 amino acids. Gene Ontology annotation, molecular function: medium-chain fatty acid-CoA ligase activity. The transcript is spliced from 9 exons. Lineage: Eukaryota; Metazoa; Chordata; Mammalia; Carnivora; Felidae. Gene Ontology annotation, biological process: fatty acid metabolic process. The record is from RefSeq and is a predicted model, not a curated record.